Molecule: messenger RNA, 994 nt
Organism: Magnolia sinica
Lineage: Eukaryota; Viridiplantae; Streptophyta; Magnoliopsida; Magnoliales; Magnoliaceae
Product: large ribosomal subunit protein eL15y-like
Exons: 4
Coding region: 153-767 (204 amino acids)
Biological process (GO): cytoplasmic translation
Cellular component (GO): ribosome; cytosolic large ribosomal subunit
Molecular function (GO): RNA binding; structural constituent of ribosome
Source: RefSeq, a predicted model, not a curated record
CGGCUCGUUAUUUACGGUCUGCUCGGUAAAAUCAUGACUGUUGAAGAAAAUCCCAGUAUAUAAACAGAUUUAGGGCAUCUAAGGAGCAGCCGACCCUUUCUCUCUGGGAGCAAAAACCGUAGGACGCGAGAGCAGGGAGAAUCUCUGAAACGAUGGGGGCUUACAAAUACGUGUCGGAGCUUUGGAGGAAGAAGCAAUCGGAUGUGAUGCGGUUUUUACAGAGGGUUCGGUGCUGGGAAUACCGCCAGCUCCCGUCGAUCGUGCGUGUCACGCAUCCCACCCGCCCCGAUAAAGCUCGACGGCUGGGAUACAAGGCGAAGCAGGGAUAUGUGAUUUAUCGUGUCCGUGUCAGGCGUGGUGGCCGCAAGAGACCCGUCCCCAAGGGUAUUGUGUAUGGUAAGCCCAAAAACCAGGGUAUCACCCAGCUGAAGUUUCAGCGGAAUAAGAGAUCAGUGGCGGAGGAACGGGCUGGCCGUAAAUUGGGAGGUCUGAAGGUUCUCAACUCCUAUUGGCUAAACGAGGAUUCGACCUACAAGUAUUAUGAGAUAAUCCUGGUUGAUGCUGCCCACAAUGCUGUCCGCAACGAUCCAAGGAUUAACUGGAUCUGCAAUCCUGUCCACAAGCACAGGGAGCUCCGGGGCCUUACUUCAGCUGGGAAGAAGUACAGGGGCCUGCGUGGAAAAGGCCACUUGCACCACAAGGCACGUCCAUCCCGGAGGGCCACCUGGAAGAGAAACAACACCCUGUCACUCCGUCGCUACCGUUGAUGUGGGUGAUGUUUAUGUGCUUUCUUUUUUAGUAGUCUUGGUUUUUUGGAGGUGCGGAACAAAUUGCCAUGUUGGGCUAGUACCAGUACUAGUGUGUUUGGAUCGGAUAUGGGACUUAGGGUUUUGAUUUUGUCAUUUUUGAAUUUUAUUAGCUUCUUUUGCAGUUCUCUUGAACACAAAGCAGCUUUAAUUAGCAUUGAAACAUUGUUUGAAACACUUUUUUACAA